CUCACUCACCUGGGCUCUCUGCUGCUGCUGUCCGGACACGACGCACCGAGGAGCGGCUUCGACAGGAGGUCAGAUCCAGGGUUUCAGGAAGUCAUGGAAACAACAAUGGAACCAGGAAGAGAAGCUCACGCAGACCAGAGCGUCGUCAUCCUCCACGCCAAAGUGGCUCAGAAAUCCUACGGCAACGAGAAAAGGUUCUUCUGUCCUCCUCCCUGUGUCUACGUCAGUGGACAUGGAUGGAGGGUCAUGCAGGACCAUCUGAAAGCUGCAGGUUAUGGAGACUCUGUGUAUCGGCUGAGUGGUUACAUGUGUCUGGACACUUCCACUCAGUCUCAGGCCGACACUUUCAAACUGGUCUUUGACGAGCAGCCGAAUUCACGGCAGAUGUUUGCGUCGGCCAAGUCGCUCUUCAUCUCUGAUCAGGACAAGAGGAAACAUUUCCGGCUGCUGCUGAGACUCUUCCUGGGAAACAGAGUGGAGGUGGGAUCGUUCCAGAGCCGACUGAUCAAAGUCAUCUCCAAACCCUCGCAGAAGAGACAGUCCAUGAAGAACGCUGACCUGUGUAUCUCCUCGUGCUCCAGAGUGGCUUUGUUCAACCGCCUGCGCUCACAGACGGUCAGCACUCGUUACCUCUCUGUGGACAGAGGAGCUUUUGUAGCGAGUGCCAGACAGUGGACGGCCUUCACUAUCACCAUGGUGGAGGACCACAGCGCUGACCAAGGAGACUUUGUGCUGAGCGAAGGCUUCGUCUGUUAUGGAUGUGUGGUCCAGUUAGUGUGUACCGAGUCUGGAGUAGCUCUGCCACCGAUGGUGAUUCGUAAAGUCAACAAGCAGCACGCCAUCUUAGACGUGGACGAGCCCGUGUCUCAGCUGCAUAAAUGCGCCCUGCAGUUCAAAGACAACCCUCACGCCUACCUGUGUCUAUCUAAUGACAACAUCGUACAGUACCAGGCUCCCUCCAGCGCCAAAGACUCCAGCAGAGUGGUGCUGAACGACGGAGCCUGUUGGACCAUCAUUGGAGUAGAAAUGGUGGAAUUCACCUUUAAUGAGGGUCUGGCCUGCAUCCAGACACCAGUCAGUCCUUUUCCUGUUAUCACAGGGUUGGAGGUAAACGGUGGAGGACACGUCGCGAUGCUAGAAAUCCACGGAGAAAACUUCAGCCCUCAUCUCAAAGUCUGGUUUGGAAACAAUGAAGCUGAAACUAUGUUCAAGUCUCCCAAAUCUCUGCUCUGCGUCGUUCCCGAUGUCUCUGCGUUCAGUGACGGCUGGCGCUCUCAGCGCUGCGUCACCACCAUCCCUCUGUCUCUCAUUCGACUGGACGGCCUGAUUUAUCGCACGUCGUUCAGUUUCACCUACACCCCUGAACUCAAGCCGCCUCCGUCUGUGCGAGGGGCUGGAGGAGGGAGAAGAGAAGGGGGGAUGGACAGAAGCCAGGAGGACGACGUCCUCUUGGAGACCAUCCAUCAGGAGUUCACCCGAGCAAACUUCCACCUCUUCAUGCAAAGUUGACAAAGCUGUCUUCCAGUGAAGGUUUGGAGCACAAUCUGAUUAUCAGCUGGAGUUGGUUAAAAAAAAACAAUGAACUGCCCAAUGUUGAAGCUUGAGUUAGAGAUUUUGACUCUAUUAUCAUUGAUAAUGUUUGUUGAAUCAGAAAAUUCUGAAUCGUUUCAGUGGAAACUGUGAGAAUCAAUAGAGACAAUCCAGUUCCCUCUGAUCAUUAAACUUAUUUAAAAGUACAACGUGAAUUCCCUGCAUAAAAAUCUGUUU
Molecule: messenger RNA, 1767 nt
Organism: Solea solea (common sole)
Lineage: Eukaryota; Metazoa; Chordata; Actinopteri; Pleuronectiformes; Soleidae
Gene: rbpjl
Product: recombination signal binding protein for immunoglobulin kappa J region-like
Exons: 11
Biological process (GO): regulation of transcription by RNA polymerase II
Cellular component (GO): nucleus
Molecular function (GO): RNA polymerase II cis-regulatory region sequence-specific DNA binding; DNA-binding transcription activator activity, RNA polymerase II-specific
Source: RefSeq, a predicted model, not a curated record